Molecule: messenger RNA, 2256 nt
Organism: Cladophialophora carrionii CBS 160.54
Lineage: Eukaryota; Fungi; Ascomycota; Eurotiomycetes; Chaetothyriales; Herpotrichiellaceae
Exons: 3
Coding region: 1-2256 (751 amino acids)
Biological process (GO): regulation of transcription by RNA polymerase II
Cellular component (GO): nucleus
Molecular function (GO): RNA polymerase II cis-regulatory region sequence-specific DNA binding; DNA-binding transcription activator activity, RNA polymerase II-specific
Source: RefSeq, a predicted model, not a curated record
AUGUCUCCGACGCACCAAGCCUCCGCGCAUGGUGACGACCAUGUCGACAGCGCUGAUUAUUUUACCAGAGCUUUUGAGGCACAACCUGGAGUGAAAGAACAGGAUGCCACUCUUGCGACGCCCAAGCCCUUCGCCGACGCCUGGAGAUUCACCCCGUCUCUCAUGGAUCCCAACUCUUAUGCCUUCUCCGCUUUCGCCAACCAGCCUCCGGGUUACUAUACUCCCACCCCGGGAGGGUUUGGGACUCUCUACCAUCCUCAGGCCGGCGACCUCCACACGCCCGGAAUGGGGAUGAAUACGCCUCUCUCUCUUCCGCACUCGGUCCACGGACUUCACGCUCAGGAUCAACUCAUGCAUCUCAAUCACUUCAACCCGCAUCUUCUGCACCAACCGCAUCCAUACCAGGAUCUCUUUCAACACCAGCAAGCUCCCAUCCAUGUCCCAACCCAGCAACAGCAGACUUUUGCUCCUCAGCAGUUCCUGCAACAUCAGGACUCCGGGUAUGUCGCGAUGGACGAUACUCCUCAUAAGACAACCCCGACACAGGCCGAGCUGGGCGUCGAGCAACAAUCCUUGAACCAGCCGAUUCAGCAGUCUAUGUCUGGGAGUAUUGGCAUGACCAAUUUGCCGAUUGGGGAGAAAUUCCGCUUCCACACAACGUUGAGUGCACCUACGGCAAUGGUGCGGCAUUCAGACGAGAUCCCGAUCACGUACCUCAACAAAGGCCAAGCUUACACCAUGUCUAUAUGGGAUACCCUGCCUCCCAUGUCGCAGAACACCCCUCACAAGUACCGGACCUACGUCCGUGUUUCCUUUGAAGACGAACAGCAGAGAGCUCGACCCGGUGCGUGUUGGCAGCUCUGGAAAGAAGGACGGGGCUCGAAUGAGGCCCACCAGCGAGGUGGUAGACUUUUGGCGGUAGAAUAUGUGGAACCUAACCAGGGUGGAGAUGAUGAUUUGCGAAAACCUCAAAUCCAACUUGAAAAGGCGUCAUUCGACGGCUUUGCGGUAACGUGGUACCCGAGUGCUGUCAAUGGAGGCCCGGACUGCUCGAUCUCGAUCCGCUUCAACUUCCUAUCCACCGACUUCAGCCACUCGAAAGGCGUCAAAGGCAUUCCCGUUCGACUUUGUGCCAAGACGGAGUUGCUUACUGCUGAACCGACGGCCAGCAACCAACCAGAAGUAUGCUACUCCAAGGUAAAGCUCUUCCGUGAUCAUGGCGCAGAGCGGAAGCUUUCCAACGAUGUGGCGCACGUGAAGAAGACGAUCGACAAGCUCAAACAGCAGAUUGCUCAAGCCGAGGCAGGCCUGGGAAGCGCUGGGAAGAGGAGAAGAAGCGGCUCGAUCGCAAAGGCACCGUCAUCUAGGCCGGGCAAAGUAUUGAAGCAUAAACGGACUUGGUCUGUCGACUCCGAGGCUGAAGGUAUGAAAUUCUCGGCCGAGGAGGACAUGCAGAUGAAGCUCGUGAGCAUGCAAGAUAUGUUCUCCUCGACGCGGCCUGUCAGUGUCCUGUUUCUGCGCGGUGACCCCGAAGACGAUCCAGAUCUAUAUCCAGUCAAACUACCCGGCGACGAUCCAGAGGGCAAAGAAAUCGUACGGACAACCACAUGGGAAUCGAGACAAAGCGCCUCUGACUCGCCUACAUCAAACGCUGGCUCCCCGUCCUCUAGCUCGGCCUCACAAGUUACGCCAAAGAGAAAGUUCUCGGACCUACAGCAUACCGCCAUCCAGGAGGAGGGCGAAAGCGAGUACGACAAUGAACCCUCUGGUUCCGCCUCGCGACCAACCAAGAUCGUGAAGACGGAAGCCGGCUCGGCCACCAAGCCGGAUCUCUUCGCAGUCGAUGUUGAUAGCAGCUAUCAGCCUCCCGUGGAAAGGCCUAUUCGACCAGUUGCAUGCUUCUACGUGCGUCAGAAAGACGCAGCCAAAGAAUACUACCGCGCGGUGUAUCUGAUGCAGCGAACAGUCAAAGACCUGAUCAAUAACAUAUCCAAUAAAUUCCAGAUCGAUCCUCACAGAGUAACGCAGGUCACACAUAUCAACUCCCGCGGACUCCACAUCAUCGUCGACGAAGAUGUCGUCAGAGAGCUCCCGGAGGGCCAGGAUAUGAUUGUCGAGUUCACACCGCUCGAAACCGAUCAGCCUGUGAAACACGAAUUCAUGGCACCUGCGGUUUCGAAAGGGAUGGUCGACAGCGAAAUGCCACACACGGAGUCGCUGAUAACGGAUCCACUGGAGAUGUGGUUAAACUACUGA